Messenger RNA from Meriones unguiculatus (Mongolian gerbil), 2488 nucleotides. Its product is annotated as 25-hydroxyvitamin D-1 alpha hydroxylase, mitochondrial. The transcript has 9 exons. Gene Ontology annotation, molecular function: iron ion binding; oxidoreductase activity, acting on paired donors, with incorporation or reduction of molecular oxygen; heme binding. The record is from RefSeq and is a predicted model, not a curated record. Gene Ontology annotation, biological process: cellular response to peptide hormone stimulus; glucocorticoid biosynthetic process; C21-steroid hormone biosynthetic process. Gene Ontology annotation, cellular component: mitochondrial inner membrane. The coding region runs from base 35 to 1555 and encodes 506 amino acids. NCBI's taxonomy places the organism in Eukaryota, Metazoa, Chordata, Mammalia, Rodentia, Muridae.
AAAAGAUGCUCUUGAGGAGACUCACUCCCUGAACAUGACCCAGGCAGUCAAGCUGGCCUCCAGAGUGUUCCACCGAGUCCACCUGCCUCCACAGCUGGAUGCCUCGCUGGGCUCCAGAGGCGCCGACUCGGUAGUCCGGAGUUUGCCUGACAUCCCCGGGCCCUCUGUGCCUACAUUCCUCUAUGACCUGUUCUGCAAAGGGGGUCUGUCCAGGCUACAUGAGCUGCAGGUGCAGGGCGCUGCGCGCUACGGGCCAAUAUGGUCCGGCAGCUUCGGGACACUUCGCACAGUAUAUGUGGCCGCCCCUGCCCUUGUGGAGCAGCUCCUGCGACAAGAGAGCCCUUGUCCAGAGCGCUGCAGCUUUUCAUCUUGGGCAGAGCACCGUCGCCGCCACCAGCGGGCUUGCGGAUUGCUAACAGCGGAUGGUGAAGAAUGGCAGAGGCUCCGAAGUCUCCUGGCCCCACUACUCCUCCGGCCUCAAGCAGCCGCUGGCUAUGCUAGAACUCUGGACACCGUAGUGUGUGACCUUGUGCAACGACUAAGGCGCCAGCGGGGGCGUGGCUCUGGGCUACCCGACCUAGUUCUGGACGUGGCGGGAGAGUUUUACAAAUUUGGCCUAGAAGGAAUAGGCGCGGUGCUGCUGGGUUCACGCCUGGGCUGCCUGCAGGCUGAAGUCCCUCCUGACACACAGACCUUCAUCCGUGCAGUGGGAUCGGUGUUUGUGUCCACACUCCUGACCAUGGCAAUGCCCAGCUGGCUGCACCGCCUUAUACCCGGACCCUGGGCCCGCCUCUGCCGAGACUGGGACCAGAUGUUUGCCUUUGCCCAGAAGCGCGUGGAGCAGCAAGGAGGCGAAGCAGCCAUGAGGAAGCAGGGAAAGCCUGAGGAGGGUGUGCCCGUGGGGCAUCACUUAACCCACUUCCUUUUUCGGGAAAAGCUGUCUGUUCAGUCCAUUGUAGGGAAUGUGACAGAGCUGCUGCUGGCCGGAGUGGACACGGUAUCCAAUACUCUCUCCUGGACGCUCUAUGAGCUCUCCCAGCACCCAGAAGUCCAGUGUGCUCUCCACUCUGAGAUCACAGCUGCUGCGGCCCCCGGCUCCCACCCGCAGGCCACUGCUCUGUCUCAGCUCCCCCUGCUGAAGGCCGUAAUCAAGGAAGUGUUACGACUGUACCCUGUGGUGCCUGGGAAUUCCCGUGUCCCAGACAGAGACAUCCGUGUAGGGGACUAUAUUAUCCCCCCAAAUACACUGGUCUCCCUAUGUCACUAUGCCACUUCAAGGGACCCUGCCCAGUUUCCAGAGCCAAACUCUUUUAACCCAGCUCGAUGGCUGGGAGAGGGCCCUGCCCCCCAUCCAUUUGCAUCCCUUCCUUUUGGCUUUGGCAAACGCAGUUGCAUAGGGAGACGCCUGGCAGAGCUUGAACUACAAAUGGCUUUGGCCCAGAUCUUGACCCAUUUUGAGGUGCUGCCUGAGCCAGGUGCUCUCCCAAUCAAACCCAUGACUCGGACUGUCCUGGUACCUGAGAGAAGCAUCAAUCUACAGUUUGUAGAAAGAUAGUCCUGUGGAAGGGAGCUGUUGUCAUCUGCCUUUGCCUUCCCUCUCCAGACAGGACUUUUUUUUCUCUCUGUGUAGCCCUGGCUGUCCUCCAACUCACAGAGACCUGACUGCCUCUGCCUCCCAAGUGCUAGGAUCAAAGGUGUGCACCACUGUGCCUGGCUAGGACACUUUUUAUUAAGCUCAAGAGGCAUGCUUUCCCUCAUCUGUCUGCUCAGACUUCAGAGAGCAGAGCUGACCUAUGUGCAAAGUCUGUGCUCACCUGAGUCAGCAGGUCCUCACAGAACUGAGUCUUUCCCCUGCUCAGUACUUCUGGUCAUUCCUCAAAGUUCAAAGCCCUCGGAUUUUAACAGAGCCUUAAAGUGCCAACUCAGGUGUUACCCUGGGCGGCCUGGGGAGGGGUCCAACCGCUGUUCUUCAGUGUCCGUUGACUCGCUGUCUAAGCGUUUAUCAUGGCACGAGCUAAGUGACUAUGCAUCUGCCCUGCACCUGCUUGGGCUCUUUCUACACAUGUGAGCUCCUGGAGAAGAGUGAGGAUACUCAUGGCCUACUGGAUUUUUUGUGUUUUUAAAGACAGAGUCUUACUGUGUAGUUCAUGCUGUCCUUGAGCUCACAAUCCCGACUGUGGGAGCUACAGACAUGAGCUACCGCUUCUGGCUCCAUCAGUCUAUAGCUCCUGUCAGGGUCUACCCUGGCUGUAUACCACACACUGCCAGGCGGACCUGGGCGCACGUGGCAGAGGGGUGAGCGCUCACUAGAUUCCCCAGCCCUCUUCUCUUUCCCUUGCUCCUAGUGCAGUGGACCCGCCCUUGCCUAGCUUUCAGCAUGUUUAACACCCCUCGGCUCGUCAACCUCUUCAACCACUCUAAAGUGGAUCCGCUCCAAGUCUCCCCACCUUUCGGCUUGACCCAUCCUCCCAGCCUGUCUUCCUUUCAU